UCAAAGUCUCAAACCCUUACUCUCUUACUCUUCUCUGCUUUCACCACGCCAUAACCAAUCUACAAAAUACACUCAUAACGAAAACGACAUCUACUCUCGUCCUACUCUUUCCACAUUCCCAUCCCAUUCACAAUUUGUAAAUAAUUUGACGCAAUUCAAACAUCGCCUCUGCUCCCACAAAAUGGUCGCCGGAAAAGUCAAAACGGCGAUGGGACUGCAGAAAUCGCCUGCUCGGGCGAAGGCUAAGCCCGACGCCUCGCCAAAACCGCCGGGAUCCGGCAAGCAGAAAGGCUCCGGCAACGGCUUCUCCCGCUCGUUCGGCGCCUACUUCCCGCGCUCCUCCGCGCAGGUCCAGCCGCGGCCACCGGACGUCUCGGAACUCAUCCGAUUGGUCGAGGAUCUGCGCGAGAGCGAGUCGCGCCUCAAGACGGAGCUCCUCGAGCACAAGCUGCUCAAGGAGUCCGUCGCGAUCCUGCCGAUGCUGGAGACCGAGAUUUCGAACAAGGAUUCUGAAAUUGAGCGGUUUAGGAAGAAGAUCGAGUGGCUGGAGGUGGAGAAUGAGCGCCUCAGGAAUGAGAACGAGUUUCUGCACAUCGAAUUGACCCACCAGAAUCACAAAUACGAAGAGAACAUCAAAUACAUGCAGGCCGAAUUGCGCGAUAUUAAACGAGCUGUCGCCGAGCACGAGGAAACGACGCCGUCUUCUUCUUCUCCGCCGAAGCUCGCUCAUGUCACCAAUAAUUACCACAAAUCCAAUUUCUCUGCCAAGGUUUUGCGAAAAUGCGUCACGCAGAGUAACAUUGCCUCCAAUUUCUGCGAUUCUGUCGCGAGCCUGAAGAAGGACAACACGGCGGAGAAGGACGACCGGCCUCGGAGUUCCCGCUUCGAUUCCGAGGAGAUUCCCGGAACUUCCGAACCGUUGAUCGCGAUUCGAUCCCGCGCGCCGCGGGUUCCGAAGCCGCCGCCGCUGCCGUCGUCGUCUCAGUCUUCAUCCGCCUCUCUUUCUGAUUCAGCUGACCGCGCAUUGGCGGAGAUUUCCAACAUUCCGCCGCCUCCGGCGAAAUCCAAGGUGUCUGCGCCGCCUCCUCCGCCACCGCCUCCGGCGAAAUCCAAGGUGGCUGCGCCGCCUGCUCCUCCGCCACCACCUCCGAAGGGGGGUAAAUCGAAGGUCAGGAGAGUUCCGGAGGUUGUUGAGUUUUACCACUCGCUGAUGCGGAGGGAUUCGAGCUUCAGACGCGAUUCCAGUGCCUCCUCCGAUGGGAUAUUGGCCGGAGCUGCGGCCAAGGAUAUGAUUGGAGAAAUUGAGAAUCGCUCUUCACAUUUACUUGCGAUCAAGACAGAUGUGGAGACCCAAGGAGAUUUCAUUAGUUUCUUGAUCAAAGAAGUUCAAAAUGCUGCCUUCACUGACAUUGAAGAUGUCGUCCCGUUUGUUAAAUGGCUUGAUGAUGAGCUCUCGCAUCUGGUUGAUGAGAGAGCUGUGCUGAAGCACUUCAACUGGCCGGAGCAGAAGGCUGAUGCACUGAGAGAAGCUGCUUUUGGCUACUCUGAUCUGAAGAAGCUGGAGUCUGAAGUUUUGUCGUUUCGCGAUGAUUCUAGGCUGCAUUGUGCUCCCGCUCUCAAGAAAAUGCAGUCCCUCUUUGACAAAUUGGAGCACAGUGUUUACAAUUUGUCGAGGUUGAGAGAAGUGGCUACUAAUAGGUACAAACUUCACCAUAUUCCGAUGGAUUGGAUGCUUGAAACCGGCUUUGUGAGUCAGAUAAAGCUGGCAUCAGUGAAAUUGGCAAUGAAGUACAUGAAGAGAGUAACGGCAGAGCUGGGAAUGGUAGCCGGCGGUCCUGAAGAAGAGGAUCUCAUAGUCCAAGGCGUCAAGUUCGCCUUUCGAGUUCAUCAGUUUGCUGGGGGUUUCGACGCGGAGACCAUGAAGGCGUUUCAAGAACUGAGGGACAAGUUUCAGUUGUGCCAAAAUCAACACCAACGGAAAUUUAUUUGUUGAUUCUGUAGCAAACUCAGCUUCAGAAAAUGGCUUAUUUUUUGUUGUAUAGAGUUCAAAUAUGGGAUAUAUGCAGAUUUGUUGUUAAUACAGUUGGGCUUAACUUGCGGCCCAAAUAUAUUUAUUUAUUUGAAAAUAAAUGAAAAUUUCACAAUGAACUGAGCAA
Salvia hispanica is the source of this 2156-nucleotide messenger RNA. RefSeq names its product protein INCREASED PETAL GROWTH ANISOTROPY 1-like. Gene Ontology annotation, cellular component: cortical microtubule. The record is from RefSeq and is a predicted model, not a curated record. Gene Ontology annotation, biological process: protein localization to cortical microtubule cytoskeleton. NCBI's taxonomy places the organism in Eukaryota, Viridiplantae, Streptophyta, Magnoliopsida, Lamiales, Lamiaceae.